This is a messenger RNA of Vollenhovia emeryi, 1882 nucleotides long. RefSeq lists its product as uncharacterized. NCBI's taxonomy places the organism in Eukaryota, Metazoa, Arthropoda, Insecta, Hymenoptera, Formicidae. The transcript is spliced from 4 exons. Bases 544 to 1272 code for a protein of 242 amino acids. The record is from RefSeq and is a predicted model, not a curated record.
GGACCGUCCUCGGUGUAAAGAAGAGAUAAAUUCAAUUUAAUACAUGGAUGGAUUCGCAAAUUAAAUAUCUACGGAGAAUUACGCAGUCAUUAGUGUAGAAUUAAAGGACGUAAAACUGAUAAUCGAUUUUUCACGCGGAUGGACUCGCAAAUUAAAUAUUUACGGAGAAUUACGCGGUCAUUAUAUAGUGUAAAAUGAAAGAACCGUCUCAUAACUGAUCAUAGUUUGAUGCCCUUUAAUUUUACACCAAUGACCGCGUAAUUCUCUGUGAAUAUUCAAUUUGCGAAUCCAUCCAUGUGUUCGGUAAGAGAAACUUAUAUUAAUAACGAAAACGAAUUGGACGGAAGGCGAUGCGCGCGAGAUACGACUCCGCGCGCCGAUCAGCUGAGCGCGGAGGUUUUUUUUCCCUCCCCAUUCGAAAGUUCGAAUGACAGCUCGCGUGGUUGUCCCGCGGCGGCGUACGGUUCUCGCGCGUCAAGACUCGCGCCCGGCUGACAGUUAAAGACCCGCGGAGGCGCAGGCCGCGCCGAUCGCCGCGCAAGAAUGACACAGGAGCUGUCCGGUGUGACCAUAGUGAUAUUUAUAGCGGCGGGCGUUCUGACGAUACUCCUGCUAUUCAUCUUCGCGAAGCGGCAGAUCAUGAGGUUCGCCCUGAGGUCCCGUCGGGGCCCGCACAUCCCCGUGGGGCACGACGCGAAGAAGUCCCUGAAGAAGGAGAUAGAGCGGCGGAUAGAGGUGAUACCUAGGAUCCAGUACGAGCCGCAGCUGAUCAGCGACCCCAGGUACAUCCUGACCCCGGGCGGCCAGGCCCCGCCGCACUAUUACAGAUUGAAGGCGGUCGACGACGUGAGAACCCUGGAGGCAGAGAUCACGAGGUACGACAACUGUCUGAAGAGACACCCCUCGGAGAAUCUCAGGGCGUAUUUGCUCACCACGCUCGCCACACCGCUGAACGGCAGCGGCCAGCGUUUGAUUCACCAGUUCUGUGAUUUGUACGAACACGCGAGGCACGACCCCACCGAAUUCGGCGACGAGGAGUAUCAGGUGUACACUCGCCUGUUUCUCAAGCUAAUGGACGCGGCACGUUUGCUGAAGUCGUAUCCGAGCAGCAGGAAGUCCAGCCCUAGUCGCACGCCGAUCAAGAAGAGCGUGGAGACGAAGAGGAACAUUCUGGAGCCCAGGAUGCGCCCGCCCGAGGAGCAAAUCCUGACUGGCACGAGACCCAACACUCUGACGGUAAUGACGCUGGACAAUAGCGAGACGUCCGUUUAGCAUUAUGAGUGCCGUCACAUACAGCAUAUGUGACGAGGCAAUUGUAGAUAGGACAUACGACGCUGAAAUAAUUUCUAUUAGACUACGCGCAAACGGAACGUCCGAUUUAGUUAGGGGAGAAUUAUUAAUAUGCAUUUUUACUUUUACUAAUAAGUGCACCUGAGCUCGCCACUCUAUUCAACUUGCGUAUCGAACGACAUAUAUUUUGUAUACAACGAGCAAGUACGUUUCUUUCUGUGAUUUGUUCUGAUAUUUAUAUGACAUUUACAUUUAUACAAGAUCAGCCUUAUAAGAUAGAACUUUUCGCGCUCGUUGCACCGGCAUCGCUUGAAGAGUAUUUUAACGAGUACUGGAUGUACAGAGGAAGUAACGGUGUGUCGUAGGAGUCGCCGAAUUAGAAAAUUAGUGGUAGAAUCUUUUUAAAGCGUCCGUUUCUCGUCGUGCGUAAGUUUCUCAGACGACAGUCGGAAGGCGAUAAUCGUACGUUCUCUUCCCGAUUGACUCCACACGAAUGAUUCAAUACUAAAUUUUACAUACACUCUCAGCCGCACAUAGAUCUACAUAUCUCUAGUAAAAUUCAGGAAAAAUGUCUGCAGUAAUUGAAAGAUAA